ACCAAUUUAUCGCCAUAUUUGUGAUGGCGACCGAUAUUUAUAGAUCGUAAGGGUGUUGUUAUUCGAUAAAUAAAUGCAUUAAAAAUGGAGGAGACGAAAGUUAUUUAUUACAUAGAUGACGAGGAGACACCGUAUUUAGUGAAAAUCCCCAUAUCACCGGAGAAAGUGACGUUGUUGGACUUCAAGAACCAGUUGAACCGACCAAACUAUAAGUUUUUCUUCAAAUCUAUGGACGAUGAUUUUGGUGUUGUUAAAGAAGAAAUUGUGGACGAUAACGCUCAUUUACCUUGUUUUAACGGACGUGUAGUGUCGUGGCUAGUGUCAGCUGAAGGCUCGAACCCGUCGGACGGGGCAUCGCAGUGUACCGAUAGUAAUGCUGGUAAAGGCAAACAAACUCAUGGGGCUCCGGCCCCCGUCACGAGAGACACCUGUACGGACACGGACAGCACGAUCAGCUCGCGGCCAGGGCACCGAGCGUCCUGCGACAAGUAUAAAUACCGGGGCUUACGGAUAAACGGGCUCAAGUACGGGAACCAUGGAUUGGAAUACGAGACAGCUUCCGUGUUGAGUUCCGAUUUGGACUCAACCAGCCUCUUUGAUAGCCAGUCAGAAAUCACCACGACGACGGGCAGGCACACGAACGCGUCUGUAGACAGGGCCCUGACGGAAUGCAGCAGUGUUUCCCACCUACAAGUCAGUUCUCGAAAGAGGCCUCAAAGACGACGAAAAAGGCCGCAAGUCAUGUCGAGAACUUCUUCAUAUUCAUCCAUAACUGACUCUACAAUGUCUAUGCAUAUUAUUACGGUGACUUUGAACAUGGAUACUGUCAAUUUUCUUGGGAUUUCAAUAGUAGGGCAGUCGAAUAAGGGUGGUGAUGGAGGGAUCUAUGUUGGAAGUAUCAUGAAAGGUGGUGCUGUUGCUCUGGAUGGACGGAUAGAGCCUGGAGACAUGAUAUUACAGGUGAACGACGUGAACUUCGAAGACAUGACCAAUGAUGAAGCGGUGAGGGUCCUCCGGGAGGUGGUGCAGAAGCCGGGGCCCAUCAAGCUGGUGGUGGCCAAGUGCUGGGACCCGAACCCCAAGGGAUACUUCACUAUACCCAGGACGGAACCCGUCAGGCCUAUUGAUCCUGGUGCCUGGGUAGCCCACACGGCGGCCCUGCGCGAGGCCUACCCUCCGCCGCCGCCCUCGCUGUCGGCCCUGCCCGUGUCCUCCGCGUCCGAGCGCGCCGCGUCUGACGCCAGCACGCUGCCCGCCGCCGCGCUCGAGCCGCAGCUGUCUGUCAACAUGGACAUGGCUGUCGUCGUCAGGGCCAUGCUGAGGCCGGACUCGGGCCUCGAGAUCCGCGACCGCAUGUGGCUGAAGAUAACGAUACCGAACGCGUUCAUCGGCGCGGACGUCGUGGACUGGAUCCUGCAGCAUGUGGCCGGCAUCACGGACCGGCGCGACGCCAGGAAGUAUGCCUCGCAUAUGCUGAAGGCGGGCUUCAUCCGCCACACAGUGAACAAGAUAACGUUCUCGGAGCAGUGUUACUACGUGGCGGGAGAACUGUGCGCGGAGCUGGCGGCGCUGCGCCUGCGCGCGCCCGACUGCGACAGCCUCGCCAGCGACACGCUCGCGCCGCUGCCCCACCCCAACAUCAUGGGCCCCGGCUACAUGCCGUAUGCGGGCUCGUACGGCUACCAGCCGAUACCGUUCAAGUACUCGUCGUGUCUCAACAGCGAGCAUACUGUCUAUGGCUACAACCGCGAGGAGAGCGUGGUGUCCGGCAGCGGGGGCUCGUCCGGCGGCUCGGAGCGGCUGACGGCCAAGGAGGCGGCGCGCGAGCCCGAGCUCAAGUCCACGUCCAGCGGCUCCGGGCCCGAGCUGGCCGAGCCCGCGCCCGGGGAGCGGCCCGAGCGACAGCCCGAGCGCCAGCCCGACAGGCCUGUGCUGUUCCUAUAACGGAGUGAGCUAUGAGGUGGAUCCUCUGAAAACUGCCAAAUAUCGGGACGAUAGUUAUAGUAAGUUAAACUGCGACUGUCGGUAAUAUACAACUAUGGGUUUAACUGAGAUGUGUGUUGACAAGUCUGUUGUCAUAGUAAUGUUGUAGAAAAACGCUAUAAGGCAUUUGAAUAUUAGUCUUUUAAGGAGAUUUGGGAUUUCCAUUUGAACUGUAUUUAUUUUUAUGCAUUUAUAAGCAUUUCGAUGAUGUAUUUUUUUUCUA
Molecule: messenger RNA, 2206 nt
Organism: Trichoplusia ni (cabbage looper)
Lineage: Eukaryota; Metazoa; Arthropoda; Insecta; Lepidoptera; Noctuidae
Product: segment polarity protein dishevelled homolog DVL-3-like
Biological process (GO): canonical Wnt signaling pathway; intracellular signal transduction
Cellular component (GO): cytosol
Molecular function (GO): frizzled binding
Source: RefSeq, a predicted model, not a curated record